CUCUGUAAUAAGAAAGAAAAAAAGAAGAGUGUGGCUCCGAAACUCUCUUCUUUUUAUCUCCCAAUCCUUCCCUCUCUCCACACAUUCUCUCCCAUUUCCACACCUUCUCUUUCUCUCUCUAAACCCUUCACACAAACACUGCUUAAUUUCACACACUCACUGUGCGAUUCUGUGUGUAGGGAGAGAGAGUUCUGAUCGGUUUAGAUGGCGGUGAACUCGGUGGCGAACGUCCCGCAGUUACUCUACGCCAACGGGCAGUCACCGAAGAUUGUUGCGGGGAGUAAAGACGGCGUGUUUGUUGAUUUCUUCGGAUUGUACUGUAAAUCCAGCAAGCGUGUUCGUCGAAGGAUUGGUUAUGCGGCAGCUAAUAGGAGAAGCUUGAUAAACAACAAGUGGAAUGCAAUUAACGCUGCUCUUGACCUUGAACGUGUUGCCACUAAUGCAUCUCAGCAGUCCUCUGAUAUUGUGCCUAAGGUUGCCGACUUGGAUGAUAUAAUAUCUGAAAGAGGCGCAUGUGGGGUUGGUUUUAUCGCAAAUUUGGACAAUAAAGCAUCACAUGGAAUCGUAAAGGAUGCUCUUGUAGCUCUUGGCUGCAUGGAACAUCGUGGAGGUUGUGGAGCUGACAAUGAUUCUGGUGAUGGUUCUGGAGUGAUGACUUCAAUUCCUUGGGAUCUUGUCAACGAUUGGGCUGAGAAAGAAGGGAUUGCAGUCUUUGACAAGCUUCAUACUGGAGUUGGAAUGAUUUUUCUUCCUAAGGAUUGUAAUCAGAUGAAUGAAGCCAAGAAAGUUAUUUCCAAUAUCUUUAACAACGAGGGUCUUGAGGUGCUUGGAUGGAGGCCGGUUCCUGUAGAUUCUUCUGUAGUUGGAUAUAAUGCAAAAGAAACUAUGCCCAACAUACAGCAGGUUUUUGUUCGAAUUGUUAAAGAGGAAAAUGUUGAUGACAUCGAAAGAGAACUCUAUAUCUGUCGAAAACUCAUUGAGAGAGCUGUGAACUCAGAGAUUUGGGGAAAUGAACUUUAUUUUUGUUCGUUGUCCAAUCAAACUAUAGUUUACAAGGGAAUGCUUCGUUCUGAAGUCCUUGGGAGGUUUUAUUAUGACUUACAAAGUGAGCUGUAUACAUCGCCUUUCGCUAUUUACCAUCGUAGAUUCAGUACAAACACCAGUCCCAGGUGGCCUCUUGCUCAACCAAUGAGGUUUCUAGGUCAUAAUGGAGAGAUCAACACUAUUCAGGGAAACUUGAAUUGGAUGCAAUCCAGAGAGGCCUCAAUGAAAUCAACUGUUUGGCGUGACCGUGAGAAUGAAAUCCGUCCUUUUGGCAACCCGAAGGCGUCUGAUUCUGCAAAUUUAGAUAGUGCUGCUGAAUUACUCAUAAGAAGUGGACGAGCUCCUGAGGAAGCACUAAUGAUUCUUGUCCCAGAAGCUUAUCAAAAUCAUCCAACAUUGACUAUUAAAUAUCCGGAGGUUCUUGAUUUUUAUAAUUACUACAAGGGUCAGAUGGAAGCUUGGGAUGGGCCAGCCUUACUCUUGUUCAGCGAUGGGAAAACAAUUGGAGCUUGUCUCGAUCGUAAUGGACUUCGCCCUGCUAGAUAUUGGCGGACCAAAGACAACGUUGUUUAUGUUGCGUCUGAGGUUGGUGUGCUACCCAUGGAUGAAUCAAAAGUUACAAUGAAAGGACGUUUAGGUCCUGGUAUGAUGAUAAGUGUUGAUCUUUCAAGUGGUCAGGUAUUUGAGAAUACAGAAGUCAAAAAGCGAGUUGCAUUGUCAAAUCCAUAUGGGGAGUGGGUUAAAGAAAAUUUGCGAUCUUUGAAGCCUGUGAACUUUCUUUCGACAACAGUAAUGGACAGUGAAAUAAUACUAAGACGCCAACAGGCAUAUGGUUAUUCUAGCGAGGAUGUUCAAAUGGUUAUUGAAAGUAUGGCUGCACAAGGGAAGGAGCCUACAUUUUGCAUGGGAGAUGAUAUUCCCUUGGCUGUGUUAUCUCAAAAGCCACAUAUGCUAUAUGAUUAUUUCAAGCAGCGGUUUGCUCAGGUUACAAAUCCAGCUAUUGAUCCUCUUAGAGAAGGAUUAGUCAUGUCUCUUGAAGUCAAUCUUGGCAAGCGUGGAAAUAUACUAGAGGUUGGACCUGAAAAUGCAUCUCAGGUUAUUUUGCCUAGUCCUGUUCUUAAUGAAGGAGAGCUUGAAUCUCUGUUGAAAGAUUCACACUUGAAAGCUCAUGUUUUGCCAACAUUUUUUGAUGUUGGGAAAGGAGUUGAAGGGUCCUUGAAAAGGUCACUGUAUAAACUAUGUGAGGCAGCUGAUGAAGCUGUUAGAAAUGGUGCUCAAUUGCUUGUCCUCUCUGAUAGAUCUGAUGAACUGGAAGCUACUCGGCCUUCAAUUCCAAUACUUCUUGCUGUAGGUGCUGUUCACCAGCAUCUGAUUCAGAAUGGCCUUAGAAUGUCGGCUUCAAUUGUUGCUGAUACUGCCCAGUGCUUCAGUACUCAUCAGUUUGCUUGCUUGAUCGGAUAUGGUGCAAGUGCUGUGUGUCCAUACUUGGCAUUCGAAACAUGUCGACAGUGGCGCUUGAGCACUAAAACUGUGAACUUGAUGCGGAAUGGGAAAAUGCCUACUGUUACCAUUGAACAAGCUCAAAAGAACUUUUGCAAGGCAGUUAAAUCUGGCCUUCUCAAAAUUCUUUCAAAAAUGGGAAUCUCCUUGCUCUCGAGUUAUUGUGGUGCACAAAUAUUUGAAAUCUAUGGAUUGGGAAAGGAGGUCGUAGAUGUUGCAUUCUGUGGCAGUAAAUCGAGCAUCGGUGGAUUGACCCUUGAUGAGCUGGCAAGAGAGACCUUAUCAUUCUGGGUGAAGGCUUUCUCUGAAGAUACAGCAAAACGACUAGAGAAUUAUGGGUUCAUACAAUUCAGACAAGGAGGUGAAUAUCAUGGAAACAACCCAGAGAUGUCAAAACUGCUCCAUAAAGCUGUUCGCCAAAAGAGUGGAAGUGCAUAUUCAGUUUAUCAGCAGCAUUUGGCUAAUCGACCUGUAAAUGUUCUUAGAGAUCUUCUUGAAUUCAAAAGUGAUCGUUCACCUAUACCAGUUGGAAGGGUUGAACCUGCUUCAGCAAUAGUGCAGCGGUUUUGCACUGGUGGCAUGUCUCUUGGAGCUAUUUCGAGGGAAACUCAUGAAGCUAUUGCAAUUGCAAUGAAUAGAUUGGGUGGAAAAUCGAACUCAGGAGAAGGUGGUGAGGAUCCAAUUCGCUGGAAACCACUUACUGAUGUCGUUGAUGGAUAUUCUCCAACACUCCCACACCUUAAAGGUCUUCAAAAUGGAGAUACUGCCACAAGCGCAAUUAAGCAGGUUGCUUCAGGACGCUUUGGUGUCACUCCUACAUUUUUAGCCAAUGCUGACCAGUUAGAAAUCAAAAUUGCUCAAGGUGCAAAGCCAGGUGAAGGUGGCCAAUUGCCUGGUAAAAAAGUUAGCGCUUACAUUGCGAGAUUAAGGAAUUCAAAACCUGGAGUUCCUCUUAUAUCUCCACCACCACACCAUGAUAUUUAUUCUAUUGAGGAUCUUGCUCAGUUGAUUUAUGACCUUCAUCAGGUCAACCCAAGAGCAAAGGUAUCUGUAAAGCUUGUGGCAGAAGCUGGUAUUGGUACUGUGGCUUCUGGGGUGGCAAAGGGAAAUGCUGAUAUUAUACAGAUAUCAGGUCAUGAUGGGGGAACUGGAGCAAGCCCAGUAAGUUCAAUUAAGCAUGCUGGCGGUCCCUGGGAGCUUGGACUUACAGAGACGCACCAGACACUCAUAGAAAAUGGGUUAAGAGAAAGGGUUGUUCUUAGAGUUGAUGGUGGAUUUAAAAGUGGAUUUGAUGUCAUGAUGGCUGCAGCAAUGGGUGCAGACGAGUAUGGAUUUGGUUCAGUAGCAAUGAUAGCCACGGGCUGUGUGAUGGCCCGCAUAUGCCAUACAAAUAAUUGUCCAGUUGGUGUUGCCAGUCAGAGAGAGGAAUUACGAGCUCGGUUUCCAGGGGUUCCAGGAGACCUUGUUAACUACUUUUUGUAUGUUGCCGAAGAGGUAAGGGGCAUGUUGGCUCAACUAGGUUACGAGAAACUGGAUGACAUAAUUGGACGCACAGAUAUACUUAGACCCCGAGAUAUAUCAUUAAUGAAAACUCGACAUCUUGAUCUUAGUUACAUCCUCUCUAAUGUUGGAUUGCCUGAGUGGAGCAGCAGUAUGAUAAGGAACCAGGAAGUUCAUAGUAACGGUCCUGUUCUGGAUGAUGUUUUGCUUGCAGACCCAAAGAUAUUUGACGCGAUUGAAAAUGAGAAGGUGGUCAACAAGACUGUUGAAAUAUACAAUAUUGACCGUGCUGUAUGUGGUCGUAUUGCGGGUGCUGUGGCUAAGAAAUAUGGUGAUACUGGUUUUGCUGGGCAGCUGAACAUAACAUUUACUGGGAGUGCUGGCCAAUCAUUUGCUUGUUUUCUGACACCUGGAAUGAACAUCAGACUUAUUGGAGAAGCUAACGACUAUGUAGGAAAGGGCAUGGCUGGAGGAGAAUUGGUUGUAACUCCUGUUGAAAAUACUGGAUUUUGUCCAGAGGAUGCCACCAUAGUAGGGAACACCUGCUUAUAUGGAGCGACAGGUGGUCAAGUAUUUGUCAGAGGUAAAGCAGGGGAGCGUUUUGCUGUGAGGAAUUCUCUUGCUCAAGCUGUUGUAGAAGGCACUGGGGACCACUGUUGUGAGUACAUGACAGGAGGGUGUGUUGUGGUGCUUGGAAAGGUUGGUAGAAAUGUAGCUGCUGGUAUGACUGGGGGUUUGGCAUACAUUCUUGAUGAGGAUGAUACCCUUAUAUCUAAGGUAAACAAGGAGAUUGUUAAGAUCCAGAGAGUGGUUGCUCCGGUGGGUCAAAUGCAGCUAAAGAGCCUAAUCGAAGCCCAUGUGGAAAAAACUGGCAGCACUAAAGGCUCAGCUAUUCUCAAGGAGUGGGACAAAUAUUUGCUACUGUUUUGGCAAUUGGUUCCACCCAGUGAAGAAGACACUCCGGAGGCCAGUGCUGAAUACGAGCAAGCUGCUGCUGGGCAGGUCACUUUGCAGUCUGCAGAGAUACCAUUGAAGUAAAUCUCACAUGAGCACAGCCAUGACCAUGGUUCUAAGCAGGAGACAGUUUGUACAGGAAAGAAUGAUGUUGUCUCCACGGAAGGACGGUGAAGUCUGAGAGAUCAAAACUCUUAAAGGUGCAAGCAACUACCUUUGUUGAACAAAGAGCUGAUCUUUGUGAUGCUUCAGCAGCUGUACAGUGAUGCCGUAGAAACUCUAAAUUCUUGAUAAAUUAUGGCAUAAUAUUGCCGUUGCUACUAUUUGCUUAGCCGACGAACUUGCAAAUUCAGGUACAACGUUUUAGACCUGUUACUAGUUCUUGCCCCUCAUUUUUUUUCUUUGAGGUGGUUUUCAUGCUCGUGCUUAAUAAGUUGUAACUUGUAUCAUGACAGUGACAAUUUCAUGAAUGUGUAAAUUAAAGUCAUCCAAGCAAAGAUUUGUUUGUUGGCGCAC
Molecule: messenger RNA, 5514 nt
Organism: Nicotiana attenuata
Lineage: Eukaryota; Viridiplantae; Streptophyta; Magnoliopsida; Solanales; Solanaceae
Product: ferredoxin-dependent glutamate synthase, chloroplastic
Exons: 33
Coding region: 205-5082 (1625 amino acids)
Biological process (GO): ammonia assimilation cycle
Molecular function (GO): glutamate synthase (NADH) activity
Source: RefSeq, a predicted model, not a curated record